AUGCUUAUCACUUUGCGAACCCGUUUCGGGGCGGGCGGUUGGUUGGGAUCAAGACGCGGCGACGGGCAGGCAAUCCCUGACCCACUUCCGAUGAGGCUGGCCUACCUCGUCAUGCUUGUGCUGUACGACCAAGCCUCCUCUCACAUUGAGUCCUGUUGCCGGAAUCGUGGUGUAUCGGAAGUUUGCUCGAGGGCACUUUGCCGCCUCGAAUCGCCACCGGGCGAUAUCGAGAGGUACACGAUUUUCGAGGCUCGCAGUGGAUGUGCUCAAUUUCUGCCGGAAAUCGCUGAGUGCAUUGUUGACGGUCGUGAUUCCAGCGAAUGUUGCCAGACGAAUGCCGUUCAAGCUGAUGAAAGCUCAUGUCUCGGUCUUUGCCGAGGGUCAUCGGACGGUGUAAGUCAUUGGAUCCGUUACCAAUCUUGUCUGUCUAUCAAUCUUCCGUCUAUGUACAGCUGCAUUCAGACUAGUCACACGAACACUCCUACACCACCUCAGCUAAUAAAAAUUGUGUCGAAAGCAAGCACUUCAGUGGAGAUCCAAUGGAGCGCACCAGCUAAAUAUUCCGACCUUGUUCACAUUUACAAGGUUCAUGUGAUCGAGACGUCAGGAAUGAAACAUGACGAAGUUGUGCAUUCCACCAAGCAAUUAUCCAUUACUCUGACGAAUCUAAAACCAGAUGGGAAAUACUCGAUAUUUGUAGUGGCACAUGCAUCAGAAUUAUCUAGGAAAUCCACUCCAUCAGAUGUGCUACACUUUUCUACAUCUACUAACGGGAACAUAGGGGUUAGCUACGCAUCCACUGUAUAUGUCCCACAGGAUGCACUAAAAGCAACAUUGGCAUGCCGACUAAGAAUGGGAGUCGGCGCGAGGAUGCACAUGGUAUGGGAGAAAAAAGUCGGAUCCACUUAUCGUAAGGUGGACGCAGUUCGUUCUAGAAUCACCACCUACGCUUCUGAAGAAGGCCCUGCGGUCCUAGUAUCAGCGCUCGAUAUUCGUGCACUGGAGGACUCUGAUUUCGGCACGUACAAAUGUCACGUUCGCGGAAACAGCAACGACUAUGGAGAGAUACAUCUUGUGGCUCAUUCCUUUGCUAUCGGGCGCCCACCGUUGAAUCCACCAGAAACACCACUUGAAUGUUGUUCCCGAGCUGUGUUCAGACCACAUUGUCAUUCCGUAUGCCACGCGGGCAGCGAAAGGAAGCGGGGACUUAAACCAGGAUCAUUUCUUCCGCAAUUCCGCUGUUUGGACGAAUUUCAAAGCCUCCUUCGCUGCACGUUGAGUGAAAUGAAUAGUGCUGGAUGCUGCAUAAGGAAAAAAAUACCAUAUCACUGCCUCGGCAUGUGUGAUAGCAAUUUCGAGCUGACGAGGCUUAUUGGUUCGAAUUGCCUAGAGUUUGAAAGCCAGGUUCGUCAGUGUCAAGCAGAAGUUCUGGACUUGCGUCCCGAGGCGGUGUCACAUCUUCAUACAAGAUCGGAAGCUGACGCAACGAUAUUAAACUGGGAUAGGAGUGAUAAAGCUGAAGUGUAUCAUGUAUACCAUCGCAGACGAAAGGGAGCAUGGAAAUCUAUGUCAAUCACAAAAACAACGGCACGAGUAAAGAAUGCCGAUGAGAUUCUUGUUCUUGCCGUGAACGCUUACGGGGAACUACGACUGACCCGUCUCGUGAUAUUAGUACAUUUCUUUAUCGAAACUGAUGUACAAACAAACGACCAUCAGGGAUUUCGCUCUUUCUAUUACACAUCGCGUAUCGUCUGUGUAAAUUAA
Necator americanus (New World hookworm) is the source of this 1764-nucleotide messenger RNA. RefSeq lists its product as uncharacterized. Gene Ontology annotation, molecular function: protein binding. The record is from RefSeq and is a predicted model, not a curated record. The coding region runs from base 1 to 1764 and encodes 587 amino acids. The transcript has 9 exons. NCBI's taxonomy places the organism in Eukaryota, Metazoa, Nematoda, Chromadorea, Rhabditida, Ancylostomatidae.